GACGCUCAUCUACAAUGGCUGUCUCUCAGAUCAACACGCAUACUGGUCCUCCGACUCUAGAAACAAUUCCUUCUGAGAUCCAAUGGAAGAUCUUCAGAUAUCUCAAUUAUCGAUCCGCUGUUUUCCUUACCGCGGCCUCCCCAAUUUUCAAGUCAUCGCCUAAAUCUCCUCUGUCCUUCCAAUCGGCUGCCGACAAACUUACAUUCCUCAUUUCCGCCGAGAGGCGAUUCCACAACAAGAAUAGAUAUAUCUGCUUCAGCUGUCGAACCAUCAAACCACGCGACCAAUUCGCUCUCAAGCAAAUUACCAAGAAAUGCAACAAAGGCAACGUUCAAUCUUGCUCACGGUUCUGUCUCGACUGUGGUCAGCGCGCAUACACUCGCGGGCAGCAAGUUCAGAAGACGAAUGGCGAUACCCUUUGGAAAUUCCGUUCUUGCAAACAGUUGAAGCAACACGAGUUCUGCUUUAUACGGGAUGGGGCGCUCGUAGAGGCGAACUUCAUUUCGGCUGCAACGUGUCAAAUAGAACAAGAUAUCUGUUUUCCAUUCUUCAAGCCCGACAUCAGUGAGGAGCAAGCGCAAAUCAUUGAAAAUUCAGCAAGAUGUCGUCGGUCAAUGCUUCAGGCCGACUCAAGCAUGAACAGGAUGCGACAACGGCAGAAAUUCUACCGCCAUCUAANNCGACAUGACCGUACUCUCGCAAGACCUGGAAGCUAUCUCUAUGGCAAAAGGAAUGGCAAGCAUCCCAAGGAAUAUAGAUUCUGGAACACACAGCCGGUACCAAAAUUGAACGAGCUCAGACCUUCAACUACAACCUCUAGUAAUGUCGAAACAGUACAAGAUGGGGCAAUACUCUCCGUCCCCGUCUGUGACAAAAUUGGACAAGCAGAUGCAGAGAAGCUUAUUGAAGGCUUUGAAUGGUGCGAACUCGAUGUAACUCAGAAGCAUGUAUUGUCUGAGCUUCACGAUUUACUCUACAACCAUUACGUCGAGAACGACGAAGGCUCGUUUCGACUCAACUACUCGCCUGAGUUUCUGUCUUGGGCCCUACAACCUCCUGGCUGGAAGAAAUGCUGGCACAUUGGUGUACGUACCAAAAGCACUUUAAGCAAACCUGGCAGAUUAGUCGCUUUUGUCGCUGGUAUACCUGUUAAACUCAAUAUUCGCGGCAACAUUGUUGAUGCAGUCGAGAUCAACUUCUUGACUAUCCAUCAGAAGCUCAGAGGUAAACGCUUAACCCCAGUGCUCAUCAAGGAAAUCACCCGCCGUUGCUAUGGCGAGAAGAUAUAUCAGGCACUGUAUACUGCUGGCACUGUAUUGUCUUCUCCAGUGGCAGCAUGCAGAUACUAUCACCGUUCGCUGGAUUGGGAACAUCUGUACAAGACUGGAUUUUGUCAUCUCCCGCGAGGAUCCACGGCGUUGAGACAAACACUCAAGUACAAACUUGAGNAAAAGACAACAACAAAAGGAUUAAGACCCAUGGAAAUCAGGGAUGUGGCGAAAGUCAAGAUACUUCUGGAACAAUAUCUACAGCGUUUCGGUCUUGUGCAGAUAUUCACUGAAGAGGAGGUUUUGCAUUACUUCUGCUCGGAAGCUUCGAAGGGGAUAGUGUGGAGCUAUGUCGUCGAAUGCGAUGGCAAGAUUACUGAUUUUGUGUCUUUUUACUCACUGGAGUCCUCUGUUCUUCGCCCUUCUGCAACACCCUUGGCUAUUCGUACAGCCUACCUCUACUGUUACGCCAGCUCCUACGCCUUGUUGGCUGAAACUCAACAAUCAUACCCUAAGCAUCUCCAAACACUCAUGCAUGACCUUCUGAUCCUAGCCAAACAAGCCAACUUCCACGUCUUCAAUGCUCUUACCACCAUGGACAAUUCACUGUUUCUCCAACAACAAAAGUUCGAACCGGGAGACUCGUCAUUGAACUUUAAUCUCUUUAAUUGGCGCACCGCAAGGCUGGCUAAUGGUAUGAAUGAAGAGAUGCAGGCUGAUGCAGAGAAUGUUAGUGAGGUUGGAGUGGUUAUGUUG
Aureobasidium musti is the source of this 2024-nucleotide messenger RNA. NCBI's taxonomy places the organism in Eukaryota, Fungi, Ascomycota, Dothideomycetes, Dothideales, Saccotheciaceae. The record is from the annotation of a GenBank genome assembly.